AUGAAUGUCAAUCCCCAAGGCCAUGGCUCCAUGGAUGCCACUUCCCAUGGUCCUAACGCCAUGAUGAGUGAUGUAGUCACAAAUUUUGCUCCGAAUAGUGCUUCAGAUGCUCAGGACCAACCAAAAUCCUCAUUGUUUUUGGCAAGUGAUGUUAUUGAGCUUCAGUAUUUAGUACCGGGUUGUGAAAAUGGUGGAAGUUGCAGCAACACGUGUUCAGUGGAUAGUCGUUCGGAAGUUGUGGAUGAGGACGAUUAUUUAGGGGAGGCAUUUAGGAUUGAAGUUCACAAGUCGUAUUUGUCUGAUGAGUGGAGUUCCUAUAUUUAUCGUGUUGGGGAGAAGUUUCAUGGUGCAACUGAGCUCCGUGAGAAACUCAGGAAGUAUGCAAUUGCAGUUGGUUUCGAGUUUGUGUUUUUGAGAAACGAUUUGGACGGUAUUCAUGCAGUUUGUUCAAAUAUUGGAACCAAAGGAUGUGAUUGGCAUCUUCGCGCUCUUUCAUCAUCUCAGAAUGGUUGCCUUUAUAUAACGGAGUUGAAUAAUAUUCACACUAUUAAGGGCAUAGUUAGGACUCAAAAUCAUAGGCUUCUGGGAUCUAAGGUUGUGAAGACUCGCAUUGCUGCUGAUGUUAGCUACAAUCUUUCACUAAAGCCAAGGGAAAUUAUGAGUAAAUUCAAGUCAACAUAUGGUUUUGAUAUUACCUACAAGGUUUCCUUGAAAGUGAAGCAAAGGGCUAAGGAAGCAAUUUAUGGUUCCGAUGCAGAUUCAUUCAGCAAGUUAUCUUGGUAUAAGGAAGCCGUUUUGGAGAGUAAUCCGGGCUCUUCUUUUGUGUUGGAAGUUGACCCAUCCACUAAUCGUUUUCAUAGGCUUUUCGUGGCUUAUGGAGGUUGUAUUGAAGGCUUCCAAUUCUGUUUGUCGGUGUUGUAUGUUGAUGAAACGUUUGGUAAAAGUAUUUACAAGGGUUUCUACCCUCUAGCCAUAUGUUUUUGUGAUUCUGAGACAGAAGCAAAUUGGACAUUCUUUCUCAAGCAUUUGAAGAGUUUACUUGAACCUCAAGGAAGAGUCAUCACAUUUAUUAGUGAUCGGGGUACCAGACUGUUGAGUGCUUUCGAUAAGGUAUUUGCUGGACAUCCUCACCUGUUUUGUUACAAGCAUUUGGUGGCUAACUUUGCCGGUAAAUAUAGGGGUAAAGGUAAUUCUAUCUUGAUAGAAGAUGUUAAGCAGAAGUUUUUUACGGUUGCAUAUUCCUCUACCGAGAAGGAAUACCGUUUCAAUUUGCAUAAACUUAGAGAAGUUGGAGGUGCCGAGAUUAUUGACCCUUUUCUCGCUGAAAUUCUAGUUGAACAUUGGUGCCGUGCAUUUUAUACAGGCCACCGAUAUGGAAAAAUGGCCAAUGGGAUGGCAGAAUCAUUUAACUCUUGGAUUUCACUUGAGCGUUUGAUGUCGGUAUAUUGUAUGUUGGAUCCAGAGCCGUCUCAAACUUUUCGGAGGCCCUGUGCGAAAGUUUAA
This is a messenger RNA of Rosa chinensis, 1503 nucleotides long. RefSeq lists its product as uncharacterized. The record is from RefSeq and is a predicted model, not a curated record. NCBI's taxonomy places the organism in Eukaryota, Viridiplantae, Streptophyta, Magnoliopsida, Rosales, Rosaceae. The transcript is spliced from 4 exons. Bases 1 to 1503 code for a protein of 500 amino acids.